UAAAACUUGUAAUAUCUCAGAAACCAUAGCAGCACAAACGAAGCACUAUAUUCAGUCCCUGACUGUUUCAUGCGGAUGGGUGUCAGCUCCACUCAGCUCUAGUUCCUAGGAGCAGUUAACUGGAGCCGUUCUUCCUGCCCAGUGCGCGCUGCUACCGCGGAGGAAACGCAAGCUGUCUGUCGGCUGUCCCAACGCCAGCGCCAUUGAUUGCUGUUUAUCCACAGUGUCCGAAUUAAUCCGGAGGAAAAUAUUCAAUGUGAAUUGAUGUAAAUGUGUGAGGUCCCGAACAAUAAACCUAUGUCCUAAACUCUGAACAUGUUUGAAUUUGGUUUGACGCACUCAUGAUGACUGAAGUUUAACAGCAAACAUUUCUCAGAGCAGUUCAGAGUGUGAGGAGCGGAGCGGACAGAAACACGGAGUUCUGUCCAGGAAUCCUCCUUCUAGGUCCAUCACAGACACAGCUUCCGCUCUGAAGAGCCGAGCCGUGCCGAACUGCUCGCUGUUCAUGUCAGUAACUGCUGUCUCGGCAGAAUCAGAGUCAGGCGGAUGUUUUCAUCACGAGUUGCAGCCUCCUGCCAGCAGCCGAGCGUCCCUCAGAGGACAACGGAGCAACAACUCCUUGCUACAAACACCUCAGAGGGGAGCUGAGGUGAGACGUGUUCUUGUGUGGAGCCUGCUGCCAUGGCUCAGUACCUGAGGCAUUUCACUGCUGUGGGCGACCUGCGGCCUGGCCAGUGGGUGGAUGAAGAGCUGCAUGUCCACAGCGAGGAGCUGAGCCCAGCUACAGGCCAGUACCCCACAGCGCUCACCUUCAGGGAUUCACUGAGGAGGCUCUACACCUCUGACCGCUUCCAGAUCGCGGUGGUGUGUUUGGUUAUCCUGGAUGCUUUCUUCGUCAUGGCGGAGCUGCUAAUAGAUCUGUCUGUCAUUAAGCUGGAGCAUGGUCACAUUGCUCCUGAGGUGUUCCACUACCUCAGUCUGUCCCUUCUCAGCUUCUUCAUGGUGGAGCUGUCUGGAAAGCUGUUUGUCUUCCGUCUUGAGUUAUUCUAUCACAUGUUUGAGGUGUUUGAUGCUGUGGUGGUGGUUGUAUCAUUUGUCCUGGAUAUUGUCUUCAUCUUCCAUGAGGAUGCCUUUGACGGGAUGGGUCUCCUUAUCCUGCUGCGACUUUGGAGGGUUGCCAGAAUUGUCAAUGGGAUUUUGGUGUCGGUGAAAACUCGCGCGGCCCAGAAGAUCCAUAAGCUGAAGGAGAGCUACGACCACCUCGUUGAAAGAGCCACAGAGCUACAGAAGUGCAACGAUGAGCUGACACAAGAGAACCAGAAGCUGCAGGCUCUCCUAGAGAAACAUGGCAUCGGAUUCGAACACUAAGAACUCUGUGGUAACCUUCUUCACAGGUCUGAUCUCAGUAUCCCUUGUGAUUGUUUCCCAGUAUCAUGUAUCAGUAGAGCCCUGCAGGACAAUCCUGUUAAAUGUCUGUCUUUAUUGAUUCAGAGUCAAACAUGUUGAGUUUUAUGGCAUUGUAAAUAUGUUGCACUUCUGACUGAUAACUUGUACAUAAAUCAUGUAAUUCGUCAAA
Messenger RNA from Girardinichthys multiradiatus, 1576 nucleotides. RefSeq names its product hydrogen voltage-gated channel 1 (gene hvcn1). Gene Ontology annotation, cellular component: plasma membrane. Gene Ontology annotation, biological process: proton transmembrane transport. The transcript has 6 exons. Bases 682 to 1368 code for a protein of 228 amino acids. Lineage: Eukaryota; Metazoa; Chordata; Actinopteri; Cyprinodontiformes; Goodeidae. The record is from RefSeq and is a predicted model, not a curated record. Gene Ontology annotation, molecular function: voltage-gated proton channel activity.